UGUCAUGGUUCCUGCCCUGCCCCGCCCCCCGAAGGCGAAAGGGGACAACGAAUCAAACCCACGUUAAAAAAGAAAGGGGCGCGAACGUGACGAGGAGGAGGACAACCUCCUGUCAACUUGCCCUCCGGCUCCUCCGGUUGUCACUCCCCGCCGCCCGGCAUGUUCGUGUACCCUCGGCGGCCGUCAGCCUAAAGAUGCAGGGGGAGGACAUGGAGGUACCUUUGCUGAACAACCUCAACGACAACGGCGACAGGCUGAGGUCGAAAGGGAAAGAUGUGUUCAAGGACCAGCAGAAGGAGUCGGAGAGCUCCAUGGAGUCUCCCAACUUGGAGUUUGAAUACGGAGACACGGACACGCUAAUGGCCGAACUCUCAGAACUUUACAGCUACACAGAGGAGCCGGAGUUUGCCUUGAACCGAGACUACUUUGAGGAGGACUUCAGAAGCCAUGACCGAGGCCGCAGGUGGAUCGAGCUGAGCGCGGACGAGCAGCGCGCCUACGUGAUGAGACUCCUGGAUGACCUGGAGGUGACCGACAGGGACAAGAGGCUGAAGGUGGCCCGGGCCAUCCUCUACCUCGCUCAGGGAGUGUUUGACGAGUGCGACGCGGAGGCGGACGUGCUGCGUUGGUCCAGACACAACGUCUUCCUGCUGUACGACAUGGGCAUCUUCACCGCGCUGCUGGAGCUCCUCAGCAUGGAGAUAGAUAACAACCAAGCGUGCAGCAGCGCAGUGAGGAAGCCCGCCAUCUCUCUGGCAGACAGCACAGAGCUCAGAGUGCUGCUGAGCAUCAUGUAUCUGAUGGUGGAGACCAUUCGGCUUCAAACGGAGGACGACAGACCAGAGUGGAGAGCGGCCAGGGAGGCCUUCAAGACUGAGCUAGGUGCGCCUCUGUACAACGGCGAGCCUUUUUCCCUGCUCCUCUUCACUAUGGUAACCAAGUUCUGCAGCAUGAACGCACCACAUUUCCCCAUGAAGAAAGUACUGCUGCUCUUAUGGAAGACCAUCCUGUUCACCCUGGGGGGGUUCGAGGAGCUCCAGGAGAUGAAGGUACGAGGCCGCGAGCGUCUUAACCUGCCCCCGCUCCCCGAGGACAGCAUCAAGGUGGUGAGGGCCAUGAGGGCCGCGUCGCCCCCGGCCUCCGCCAUGGAGCUCAUCGAGCAGCAGCAGCAGCAGAAGAGAGGGCGGCGCAGUCGAAGGAGUGCCUUUGUUGAUAGCUUGGAAGGAGACAGUCCCUUUCCCAAGAAGCAGCCGCUGGUCAAACAGGACAGCUUGGACACGUACAACGAGCGAGACCCCUUCAAGAACGACGACGCCCGCGAUGAGGAGGAGGACCCCGAGGACGCCGACAGCGGCAUCGAGGGCGAGGUGGACCCCUUGGACCGCGACGUCAUCAUCCAGCCCCCGCCUCCACCGCCGCCUCUUCGGCCCCCGACAGAGAGGGUGAACUUCCCCAAGGGCCUCCCUUGGGCUCCGAAAGUCAGGGAAAAAGAUAUUGAGCACUUCUUGGAGACAAGUCGAAACAAAUUUAUCGGCUUUACUCUGGGAAACGACACCGAGACCCUUGUAGGCCUGCCAAGACCCAUCCACGAGAGCGUGAAAACUCUGAAACAGCACAAAUACAUCUCCAUCGCUGAGGUGCAGAUGAAGCGUGAGGAGGAGCUACAACAGUGUCCACUCAGCCUGGGCGAGGAGGACGUGGACGAGACGCCUGCAGAAACGAUGUACUUGGGGAUGCUUCCGAACCUCUCCCAGUAUGUGAUCGCACUCCUUAAGCUGCUGUUGGCUGCAGCGCCGACCUCCAAAGCCAAAACGGACUCCAUAAACAUCCUUGCAGAUGUGCUGCCUGAGGAGAUGCCAAUCACCGUCCUCCAAAGCAUGAAAUUGGGGAUUGACGUCAACCGCCACAAAGAAAUCAUCGUCAAGGCCAUCUCGGCUCUGCUGCUGCUCCUCCUCAAGCACUUCAAGCUCAACCACAUUUAUCAGUUUGAAAUAGUCUCCCAGCACCUGGUGUUUGCCAACUGUAUCCCACUCAUCCUCAAGUUCUUCAACCAGAACAUCAUGUCUUAUAUCAGUGCCAAAAACAGCAUAUGUGUGUUGGACUUCCCCCACUGUGCAGUCCAUGAGAUGCCUGAGCUCACCGCUGAAAGCCUGGAGGCGGGAGACAGCAACCAGUUCUGUUGGAGGAAUCUGUUCUCCUGCAUCAACCUGCUUAGAAUCCUCAACAAGCUGACCAAGUGGAAACACUCACGGACAAUGAUGUUGGUGGUUUUCAAGUCGGCGCCCAUCCUGAAGAGAGCGCUCAAAGUCAAACAGGCCAUGAUGCAACUGUACGUGCUGAAACUGCUGAAGAUCCAAACAAAGUACCUGGGCCGCCAGUGGAGGAAGAGCAACAUGAAGACCAUGUCGGCCAUCUACCAGAAGGUCCGCCACAGACUCAAUGACGACUGGGCCUACGGGAAUGAUAUCGACGCACGGCCGUGGGACUUCCAAGCGGAGGAGUGCGCCUUGCGCGAGGGCAUCGAAAAGUUCAACAGCCGGCGGUACGACAAGAACAAGAACGGCGACUUUGCGCCCGUGGACAACUGCCUGCAGAGCGUGCUGGGCCAGCGCGUGGACCUGCCCGAGGACUUCCACUACAGCUACGAGAUGUGGCUGGAGAGGGAGGUCUUCUCGCAGCCCAUCGAGUGGGAGGGGCUCCUGCAGGAGCAGUGAUGCCAGGGUGCGGGGGGAAGAAAAGACGGCUGCUGUGGAACGCACACGGUCGAGGCCGCCAUGAACUGAGGUAACGGUUCUUUAGAAACAUCCGGUAUCAACAACUUGAACUGCACCGGCACUCUUCUUAUGCAGUCUCUUUUUACCACGCUGGUGCUGGUUGGACUUAUGUCUACCACAGUACGUGUCUCCAGUCUAAAAGCUGGACAUUUCUCAUACCUUUUGUCUUUAUCAUUUUUCUCUACAUUUAACUCACACAGCUUGUUGGUUGGUUGAUUGUGGGAGUUUAAAAAAUAUAUUUUUUAGGGUGGAGAAAAGCCUUUUGACAGUCCAAAUAAGUUGGAAGGGAUUGAAUGUGUUGCCAAAACAAGACAUCAGCUGUAGGAGGUAAAUUGUAUUAAUUUUCUACAUCGAGGAGGGCCACAUUUUUUUCCACAUAUAGAACAAUUAAAGUGUGGGGGGCCAGUUUGAUAUUCUUCACAUCUUUUAGUAAUCAAACACUAUGAUUAAUACAAGUGUUAAUAUUUAAGCAACCAAAUUGGCCUUUUAAGGGCUUUAACAUACCCGUCUUACUACAGAAUGAAAUGGAACUUUAUUGUCAUUGCACUUAAAAAAUACAACGAAAUAUAGUUUUCAGUACAACCCGACCAGUACAGUAUAAGGGGUAGACAGAACUGGAAGACUAAUGAGUCGCCACCAGGGCGGCGCCCCGUAAAAAAAGUAGAGGAAAAAGGUAAACAUGUGAGGAGGAUUAGGGAAAGAUGUGGGGUGUCGGGUAUGUGUUUUCCGUGUGUGUUGCUCGCUCUUGGUGCUUGCAGAACGUUCUCGCAAUAAUGCAGCCAGUCAGUCCAACAAAAGUCAACAAACAACAGGUGUGCGUCCAUGAAAGUCAGGCAAGUCAUUUCUAGCUUCUUCGAGACAAUGUCCUCUAUUGGAGUCCCGUUGUAACAACCUUACGGAAUCGUUCCAGCAGGGAAAACAAUCCAGAUUAGAAUGUAAUUCAAACGUUUCACUCUAUUCACUCCAUUCUUGGUUCUCAAAUUCAUCAUAACUUCGCCUUGCAGAGUAGACGGCUUCUCCAAGAUGUUGUUCGAUUUCCGAUUUAGGCCCAUCCAUCCAUCCAUCCAUCUUCUUCCGCUUAUCCGAGGUCGGGUCGCGGGGGCAGCAGCCUAAGCAGGGAAGCCCAGACUUCCCUCUCCCCAGCCACUUCGUCCAGCUCCUCCCGGGGGACCCCGAGGCGUUCCCAGGCCAGCCGGGAGACAUAGUCUUCCCAGCGUGUCCUGGGUCUUCCCCGUGGCCUCCUACCGGUCGGACGUGCCCUAAACACCUCCCGAGGGAGGCGAUCAAGUGGCAUCCUGACCAGAUGCCCGAACCACCUCAUCUGGCUCCUCUCGAUGUGGAGGAGCAGCGGCUUUACUUUGAGCUCCCCCCGGAUGACAGAGCUUCUCACCCUAUCUCUAAGGGAGAGCCCUGCCACCCGGCGGAGGAAACUCUUUUCGGCCGCUUGUACCCGUGAUCUUGUCCUUUCGGUCAUAACCCAAAGCUCAUGACCAUAGGUGAGGAUGGGAACGUAGAUCGACCGGUAAAUUGAGAGCUUUGCCUUCCGGCUCAGCUCCUUCUUCACCACAACGGAUCGAUACAGCGUUCGCAUUACUGAAGACGCCGCACCGAUCCGCCUGUCGAUCUCACCAUCCACUCUUCCCUCACUCGUGAACAAGACUCCGAGGUACUUGAACUCCUCCACUUGGGACAGGGUCUCCUCCCCAACCCGAAGAUGGCAUUCCACCCUUUUCUGGGCGAGAACCAUGGACUCGGACUUGGAGGUGCUGAUUCUCAUCCCAGUCGCUUCACACUCGGCUGCGAACCGAUCCAGCGAGAGCUGAAGAUCCUGGCCAGAUGAAGCCAUCAGGACCACAUCAUCUGCAAAAAGCAGAGACCUAAUCCUGCAGCCACCAAACCAGAUCCCCUCAACGCCUUGACUGCGCCUAGAAAUUCUGUCCAUAAAAGUUAUGAACAGAAUUGGUGACAAAGGGCAGCCUUGACGGAGUCCAACCCUCACUGGAAACGUGUCCGACUUACUGCCGGCAAUGCGGACCAAGCUCUGACACAUUUACCGAUUUAGGCCAUAAACUACAAAAAGUCUCAGUGCUCACAGCUCAGUUCAUUCUUAAAUCAUUUGUGGCAGCGUUGGGGUACCUUGAACGACUGCCAGCAUCUUCCAAUUUGUCAAUACACCAAGCGGCAAAUUUCCUGUUGUCAUGAUUCCAAAUAGGUAGAUGUCUUCAACGUCCGCGAGUGAAAGAAUUGCCAGGCACACGGCACUCCGCUUCUCCCAAGAGUCCAUCAUGUGUCCAGCAACAAACGUUCCGCCUCUCGUUGAGAAGAUCUUGUCAAUUUGGACGGGAGGACAUUUGAUCAAUUCCAUUGUGUAGAUUUUGGAAAGCAGUGCAAAAAGAGGCUCCAAGGAAGUUAAGAAGAAAAAGUAAACAAGGGAAAGAAGCAAAAGCAGGAGAGAUAAGAGAGAGGGAAGAGAAGUGUCUGCCUUAGUUGCGAGCCAGAGAGAAAGCCACAUCUAGGUACUAUCCUGGCAAAAAUGUAUACACUUUGGAUAAAAUCUGCUCACCUGAGAGUGAGAAAUACAAGCAAAUGGCUCUCGGGCUUCACCCAUGCUCUACUUGAUUUUAUCCACAUUCAAUAAUAUAUCUUCCUGACAAGAGCACAAUAGAACAGCACAAUUGUCACAAUUCAAAUGUAUUUUUUUACAAAAAUAAGAGCCCUCAAGCUUUUAUGAGCAAUGUGCUCUACGGAAGCACACAACCAAGCACAGAGGACAAACCAUUUGUCCAUUGUUUGCCUCAAGAAGUCAUUCAUCCAUGUGCAAGUGAAGCAUGACGGCUCUUUGUUUGAUCAUUUGUCAUCAUGAGGAGAAAACGUGUCAGAAGAACAAUAUAUACUUGUAGAGUCUCAGGUUUACGCGGGUAAUUUAUUGCAAAGGUUUUAUCACUUGGCUCAAGAUGAAUAACCCCUCAUUGUUGUUAUUUCUGUGCCAAAUAGGACUGCCAUUUUUAUUCAUUUCUUACUAUUGCUUCCAUAAUCACAUGUUGUAUUUCAUUCAAAAUGUUAUUUAUUUUCUACUUUUAAAAAGGUUUAUGAAAAUAGGUAUUUCUGGUCUCUGGUAUACUAGGUUACCAGUUAUGUUAGAGAAAGUUUUUAUUGUAUGUGUAAAAAAAAGAAAUACUCUUUGUUCAGGGUAACGUGCAAUUACAGAGCACUGAAGGCUUUAUUCAAAAUAAAGACAUACGGUUCCUUAUUAAACAAUGGGAAAUAUGACGGUUUUUGGCCUCUUCUUCUGCGGACACAAAAAAACAUUGUGUUUGCAGUGUGUUAUGUACGUGCAGCACAGUAACAACACAGUGUUGUUUCGUUAUCACCCUUUAUUCAACUGCCACUUGUUACGACAACCGUCACACUUGACGGCCAACCUUAAAGCAUACUUGCCAA
Nerophis lumbriciformis (worm pipefish) is the source of this 6215-nucleotide messenger RNA. RefSeq names its product striatin interacting protein 2 (gene strip2). Lineage: Eukaryota; Metazoa; Chordata; Actinopteri; Syngnathiformes; Syngnathidae. Gene Ontology annotation, biological process: cytoskeleton organization. The record is from RefSeq and is a predicted model, not a curated record. Gene Ontology annotation, cellular component: cytosol.